Oryzias latipes (Japanese medaka) is the source of this 8363-nucleotide messenger RNA. RefSeq names its product acetyl-CoA carboxylase beta (gene acacb). NCBI's taxonomy places the organism in Eukaryota, Metazoa, Chordata, Actinopteri, Beloniformes, Adrianichthyidae. Gene Ontology annotation, biological process: fatty acid biosynthetic process. Gene Ontology annotation, cellular component: mitochondrion. The record is from RefSeq and is a predicted model, not a curated record. Gene Ontology annotation, molecular function: acetyl-CoA carboxylase activity; metal ion binding; ATP binding.
CUGGGAGGAGCCUCACUGUAACCCCGCCCCUCCUUCUCAUGUGCAUUUGUAGUGUUAUUAUAACCUGCUGAAGGAGGUGUUGGACGGCGGUGAGUGGAUGACACAACGUGCAGUGGUUGUGUAUGAGGAGGAUGUCUGCGAAUGCUCCUUUUUGCAGCUUUGGGACUCAUCCUGUGGAUAUCUGUGCUACUUUGGAGAAUUAUUACCAAGACUGGAGUAAUGUCUGUGGAAGGACAGGGAUCGGAUUCUGUCUGGGAUUCCCCUGAGCAGGGUGCCUCUGGCGCACAUACCCCUUCCAAUGCAGACAACUACUCACUCUUAUUAGCUCCCUCAACUUCAUUAACCACUAAACACAACAAUCCAGCCAACAGCAAACCUAUGGCUUCUGUAGUCAAAACAGCAGAGUGUGAUCCUCUGCAGACUCUCUCUGAGGUAAACUCAGAGCUGCUGCCAAAGAGCACUUCAAACCACGUCAGAGCCACGGCUCCUAUGCUCAGCUCAAGGCCCGAGGAGAGGAAGCGCCUUAAGUUCAUUCUGGGAGCUUCAGAGGAUUACUCUUCAGAUGAGGAUCUCCUGGUCACAAAGCCUCCAAGCGGAGUAUCUCAGGCUUCUACGCCGAAAUCUGCCACAGAGAUGGAGCCCUCUGCAGUGCCGACGCCCACGCCUUCAACCAUCAAGCCUAGCAUGUCCGGUCCUCACUUGGUGAAAAAAGGACGUGAACACAGAAAGAUGGACCUACAGAGGGACUUUACUGUGGCCUCUCCGGCUGAGUUCGUCACACGGUUUGGUGGCAAUCGUGUGAUUGAAAAAGUGCUCAUAGCUAAUAAUGGCAUUGCUGCAGUCAAAUGUAUGCGCUCCAUCCGCCGCUGGUCCUAUGAAAUGUUUCGCAAUGAGAGGACCAUUCGCUUCGUGGUCAUGGUUACCCCUGAAGACUUGAAAGCGAACGCAGAGUACAUAAAAAUGGCUGACCACUAUGUACCUGUUCCCGGUGGCUCUAAUAACAACAACUAUGCCAACGUAGAGUUGAUAGUAGACAUUGCAAAAAGAAUCCCAGUGCAGGGUGUUUGGGCAGGUUGGGGCCAUGCAUCAGAAAAUCCCAAACUGCCAGAACUCCUUCACAAAGCAGGGAUAUCCUUCUUGGGACCUUCCAGUAAAGCCAUGUGGGCUUUAGGAGACAAGGUGGCUUCUUCCAUUGUGGCCCAGAGUGCUGACAUUCCCACACUACCUUGGAGUGGAUCAGGCCUGAAAGUGGACUGGACUGAGGAGGACCAAACUCAGGGUAAAGUAAUCAGUGUCCCUCCAGAAGUCUAUAAUGAAGGCUGUGUUCGUGAUGUAGAAGAUGGUCUAGCAGGAGCUGAGAGAAUUGGCUAUCCUGUUGUUAUAAAAGCAUCAGAGGGUGGAGGGGGUAAAGGCAUUCGUAAAGUUGAAAAUUCAGAAGAUUUUCCAGGUUUCUUCAGACAGGUUCAGACAGAGGUACCUGGAUCCCCCAUCUUCGUCAUGCAACUGGCUCAGCACGCAAGACACCUUGAGGUGCAGAUACUGGCGGAUGAAUAUGGAAAUGCCAUCUCUUUGUUUGGACGAGACUGUUCCAUCCAGAGAAGACACCAGAAGAUCAUCGAGGAAGCUCCUGCCACUAUAGCUGCCUCUUCAACAUUAGAGCAAAUGGAGCAGUAUGCUGUACGAAUGGCCAAAAUGGUCGGAUACGUGAGUGCGGGUACUGUGGAGUAUCUGUACUCAGAAGAUGGAAGCUUUCACUUCCUGGAGCUGAACCCUCGCCUGCAGGUUGAACAUCCAUGUACGGAGAUGAUUGGGGAUGUAAAUUUACCAGCUGCCCAACUUCAGAUUGCAAUGGGCAUCCCUCUAAGUCGAAUUAAGGACAUUCGGUUGCUGUACGGAGAGAGUCCAUGGGGAGACACGCACAUUAACUUUGAGGUCCCAUAUCGUCUUCCGAGUCCAAGAGGGCAUGUCAUAGCUGUUCGGAUCACCAGUGAGAAUCCUGAUGAGGGGUUUAAGCCGAGCUCUGGCACCGUACAGGAGCUGAACUUUCGCAGCAGUAAAAAUGUCUGGGGUUACUUCAGCGUGGGGGCAACAGGCGGCCUCCAUGAGUUCGCCGAUUCUCAGUUCGGACACUGUUUCUCUUGGGGCGAGAACCGUGAGGAGGCUAUUUCGAACAUGGUCGUGGCCCUGAAGGAGCUCUCCAUCAGAGGGGAUUUCAGGACAACGGUUGAGUACCUCAUUAAGAUUCUGGAGACUGAAAGCUACAGAAACAAUGAGAUUGACACCGGUUGGCUGGAUCACCUCAUUGCUGAGAAAGUUCAGGCUGAGAGGCCAGAUACCAUGUUGGGUAUUGUCUGUGGGGCUUUGCAUGUUGCGGAUGCAAGCUUUAGGAAGAGCAUGUCCGACUAUUUACACUCUCUGGAAAGAGGCCAGGUGCUACCCGCAGCAAGUCUGCUCAACUCCGUAAAUGUGGAGUUGAUAUACGAGGGAGUCAAGUACUUUUUGAAGGUUGCACGGCAAUCCCCCACAACCUAUGUCAUCAUGAUGAAUGGCUCCAACAUAGAAAUAGAUGUCCACAGGCUGAGUGACGGGGGUUUGCUGCUGUGCUAUGAUGGCUGCAGCCACACCACCUACAUGAAGGAGGAAGUAGACAGCUACCGCAUCACUGUUGGCAACAAGACUUGUGUGUUUGAGAAAGAGAAGGAUCCCACAGUGUUAAGGUCACCAUCUGCUGGAAAACUGCUGCAGUAUAUGGUUGAGGAUGGAGGUCACAUUUUUGCGGGAGAAACGUAUGCAGAGAUUGAGGUGAUGAAGAUGGUGAUGACUCUAACAGUGGAGCAGUCUGGUUGUAUAAACUUUGUUAAGCGUCCGGGAGCUGUCCUAGAGCCUGGCUGUGUCAUGGCACAUAUGGAUCUUGAUGACCCAAGCAGUAUUGUUAAAGUAGAACUCAACACAGCCUCCCUACCACCCCAGCAGCCCCUCCCUACGGUCGGGGAAAAACUUCAUCAGGUGUUCCACUCUGAACUUGAAAACCUGAUCAACGUGAUGGAUGGCUACUGUCUUGAAGAGCCCUACUUCAGCAGCAAGCUGAAAGAAUGGGUUGCCACUUUGAUGAAAACACUUAAGGACCCUUCACUGCCGCUGUUGGAGCUGCAGGAGAUCAUGACCAGUGUGGCUGGUCGUAUUACACCAAGUGUUGAGAAAGAAAUCCGUAAGGUCAUGGCUCAGUAUGCAAGCAACAUCACCUCUGUCCUCUGCCAGUUUCCCAGCCAAAGGAUUGCAAACAUCUUAGACAGCCAUGCAGCAACAUUACAGAGAAAGGCUGACCGGGAGGUUUUCUUCAUGAAUACUCAAAGUAUUGUACAGUUGGUGCAGAGAUACCGCAGUGGAAUCCGUGGUUACAUGAAGUCUGUGGUUCUUGAUUUGUUGAAGCGGUACCUGAAAGUUGAGACGCAGUUUCAACAAGCCCACUAUGACAAGUGUGUCAUGAACCUGAUAGAGCUGCACAAACCAAAUGUGAGUCCCGUGCUGGACUACAUCUUCUCCCACUCUCAGGUGUCCAAGAAGAAUGUCCUCGUCACGAUGCUCAUUGAUCAACUCUGUGGUCGUGAUCCCACCCUGGCAGAUGAACUCAUGGCUAUUCUGAACGAACUGACACAACUGAGCAAUGAGGGAAACUCAAAGGUGGCUUUGAGAGCCAGACAGGUACUGAUCGCCUCCCAUUUACCAUCAUACGAACUGAGACAUAAUCAGGUGGAGUCUAUCUUCCUGUCAGCCAUUGACAUGUACGGCCAUCAGUUUUGCCCAGAAAACCUAAAGAAACUCAUUCUCUCUGAAACAUCAAUUUUUGAUGUUCUGCCCAACUUCUUCUACCACUCCAAUCAAGUGGUAUGCAUGGCCGCCUUGGAGGUUUAUGUUCGCAGAGGUUACAUCGCUUACGAGCUGAACAGCAUCCAACACCACCAGCUGUUGGAUGGCACAUGUGCGGUAGACUUCCAGUUCAUGUUGCCGUCAUCACAUCCCAACAGAGGGAGCAGCCCUACUCUGAACAGGCUUCCUGUGCCAGCAAGUGGAUCAGGUCAGCUGAAGCGCCAUGGCAGCGAGCUCUUCAUGGAUGGAGCUCUGUCUCCACCCUGCCAGCGGAUGGGGGCUAUGGUGGCAUUCCAGUGUUUUGAUGAUUUCAAAAGGAAUUUUGACGAGGUCCUGUCCAGCUUUGCAGAGCCGUUCAUGGAGAAUGUGUCUUUCUUGGAGUCCCGCUCAAAUUUCUACGAGGAAGACAACAUCAAAAACACCAGAGAGAACCCAAUCCACAUAAUAAACGUCUCCAUAAAAUCAGCAGACACAGAAGAUGAUGAGGCAUUGGUCAAAGUUUUUGCAGCUUUUACUCAGUCCAAGAAAGCCGUCCUUUUUGAGUAUGGCAUCAGGAGAAUCACGUUUUUGGUUGCACAGAAGAGAGAAUUUCCCAAGUUCUUCACAUUCAGAGCUCGAGAUGGGUUUCAGGAGGAUCGCAUUUACCGACAUUUGGAGCCAGCUCUAGCAUUUCAGCUGGAACUCAACAGAAUGAGGAACUUUGACUUAAAAGCAGUUCCCUGUGAAAACCACAAGAUGCAUCUGUAUCUGGGUGCCGCUCGUGUCGAGGAGGGUACAGAAGUUACGGACUACCGCUUUUUCAUUCGAGCCAUUAUCCGCCACUCUGAUCUCAUAACAAAGGAAGCAUCUUUUGAAUACCUUCAAAAUGAAGGUGAGCGUCUUCUGUUGGAGGCCAUGGACGAGUUGGAGGUUGCCUUCAGUAACACCGGCGUCCGCACAGACUGCAAUCACAUCUUCCUCAACUUUGUCCCGACAGUCAUCAUGGAUCCUUCUAAAAUAGAGGAGUCUGUCCGCUCCAUGGUGAUGCGUUACGGCAGUCGUCUGUGGAAGCUGCGGGUCCUUCAGGCUGAAUUGAAAAUAAACAUCCGUCUGACCCCAACCGGGAAUGCCAUACCUAUCCGUCUCUUUCUCACAAAUGAGUCUGGCUAUUAUUUGGACAUCAGUCUUUAUAAAGAAGUCACUGACUCAACUUCUGGACAAAUUACGUUCCAGUCAUAUGGAGACAAGCAGGGCCCUCUGCAUGGCAUGCUGAUCAACAGUCCCUACGUUACCAAAGACCUGCUGCAGGCCAAACGCUUCCAGGCUCAAACUCUGGGCACAACAUAUGUGUAUGACUUUCCUGAGAUGUUCAGACAGGCUCUGUUCAAACUGUGGGGGCCAGGGGAUGAAACUCCUAAAGACGUGCUGGUUUGUUGUGAGCUUGUUCUGGACCUGGAAGGCCGCCUGGUGCAGAUGAACCGCCUGCCUGGAGACAAUGAUGUGGGAAUGGUUGCAUUCAGGAUGAAAAUGAAGACCCCAGAGUACCCAGAAGGAAGAGACAUAAUUGUCAUCUGUAACGACAUCACUUACAUGAUCGGCUCAUUCGGCCCCCAGGAGGACGAGCUGUUCCUCAGGGCGUCUGAGCUCGCUCGAGCGGAGGGAAUUCCUCGUAUUUACAUCGCAGCCAACAGUGGAGCUCGCAUCGGGCUCGCUGAAGAGAUCAAGCACAUGUUUAACGUGGCUUGGAUUGACCCUGCUGACCCCUACAAAGGUUUCAAAUACCUUUACCUGACGCCGCAGAACUACACUCGCAUCAGUUCCACCAAUUCCAUUCACUGUCACCAUGUAGAGGAAGGAGGGGAGUCUAGAUACAUCAUAACUGACAUCAUUGGAAAUACGGAUGGGAUUGGUGUUGAAAACCUGCGAGGUUCUGGCACCAUUGCAGGAGAAUCAUCACAGGCUUAUGAUGAGAUUAUUACAAUCAGCAUGGUAACCUGCCGUGCCAUCGGGAUCGGUGCAUAUUUAGUCCGUUUGGGACAGAGAGUCAUCCAGGUGGAGAACUCCCACAUUAUCCUGACUGGAGCAAGUGCUCUCAACAAGGUUCUGGGCAGAGAAGUCUACACCUCCAACAACCAGCUUGGAGGAGUCCAGAUCAUGCACAAUAAUGGAGUCACACACACCACAGUGACUGAUGACUUUGAGGGAGUUUUCACCAUCCUGCAGUGGCUCUCAUAUAUGCCAAAGAGCAAACACUGCUCUGCGCCUGUUAUGGCAACAGCAGACCCCGUAGACAGAGAGAUAGAGUUCACUCCCACCAAAGCACCAUAUGACCCUCGCUGGAUGCUAGCCGGCAGACCUCAUCCAUCGAUCAAAGGGGCAUGGCAGAGUGGAUUUUUUGAUCAUGGCUCUUUCAUGGAGAUCUUGGGGUCUUGGGCUCAAACUGUGGUCGUGGGAAGGGCAAGGUUAGGAGGAAUCCCUCUCGGUGUGAUUGCUGUAGAAACACGUUCAGUUGAGGUCACCAUUCCAGCAGAUCCUGCAAACCUCGAUUCAGAGUCAAAAGUUCUGCAACAGGCUGGCCAGGUGUGGUUCCCUGAUUCUGCCUUUAAAACCGCUCAGGCGAUUGGUGACUUCAACCGUGAAAAUCUGCCUCUCAUGGUGUUCGCCAACUGGAGAGGCUUCUCUGGCGGGAUGAAAGAUAUGUACGAUCAGGUACUGAAGUUUGGUGCCUACAUUGUGGACGCCCUGCGUGGUUUCCGCCAGCCCGUGUUAGUGUACAUCCCACCACACGCAGAGCUGAGAGGAGGAUCCUGGGUAGUAAUAGAUCCUACCAUCAACCCACAGUACAUGGAGCUGUAUGCUGACAAGGAGAGCAGAGGUGGCGUGCUAGAAGCUGAAGGCACAGUGGAGAUCAAGUUCAGGAGGAAAGACCUUCUGAAGACCAUGAGAAGACUUGAUUCUGUCUAUGCUGGUCUGGUAGAACAGCUUGCUUCCCCUGAGUUGCCUCAGAAACAGAGCAAAGAGCUGGAGGCCAAGCUCAGAGCAAGGGAGGAAUUCCUGUUGCCAAUUUACCACCAGGUGGCAGUGCAGUUUGUGGACCUCCAUGACACUCCCGGCAGGAUGCAGGAGAAGGGGGUCAUCACUGAUGUUUUGGAAUGGAAAAAUGUGCGGACCUUUUUCUACUGGCGCCUGCGGCGCCUCCUGUUGGAGCAGGUGGUGAAGUAUGAGAUUCUGCAGGCCAACAGGGACCUCAGCGAUGGGCACCUGCAGUCGAUGCUGCGCCGCUGGUUUGUUGAAACAGAGGGAACAGUCAAGGCUUACCUUUGGGAUAACAAUCAAGCAGUGGUGGAGUGGCUAGAAAAGCAUUUGUCCAAAGAGGAUGGAACUAGAUCUGCUAUCCGGGAAAACAUCAAGUAUUUGAAACGAGAAAAUGCUUUGAAGCACAUUCGCAGCCUGGUGGAGGCUAACCCAGAUGUGGCCAUGGACUGCAUCAUCCACAUGAGCCAGUAUAUCACUCCUUCUCAAAGGGCCAACGUGUCUCAUCUGCUCGCUACGAUGGACAACAGCAGUUCAUCUUAAACUGCAAGAACAUUUGAGUCCAGCCCAGGAAUAACAAUAAACUCUUUUGAACAGAUGAUUGCACUAGAUUGCAAUGAAAUGUUUGAAAUGUGGAAUGUUUGUGCCAAAAUACUUUUGAUGAAAAAAAAAAUCUAUAAGCUUCAAAUGCGCACAAAAAGAAAAAAACGGUCUGUGGCCUUUCUGUGUUUGUCGACAUGAAAUGAAAGGAUCUUGAAGUUGAGUAUCAGCUUAAGGAACCUGUUUUUUUUGUUUUAUUUCACGUUAUCACUGUAAUGCACAUUUUCACUUUGUUUCUGCACAACAGGAGUCGGUGUUAAAUUUGAACCCUGUGGAGUCUACCGGGGCAAAAAAAAACAGCUUUCAUUAAAUGGGACUCUUGAUUUUAAGUGCCAGGUAUAAUCUUCAAGAUUUAACAUGAAAUGCUAAAUCUUAAACUCGCUGAUCUUAAGUCUCUCUGAAUAUCUUUAGUAAAAAAAUGUUUUGAAAUGACUUGUCUAUUAGAGAUACUUUCUAGUAAGACUAGAUCUACAGUUCUCAAUAUGUUAAACCGUUGUGUUUGCAUGUCUGAAAAGGUUUUUUUUUCUCGGGCAUCUCGAUCGGUUCCCUCCAGCAUCAUUUUCACUCUCGUUUAUUAUUGCUGUAAAUUUUGUUAUGAGCUUAAGAUAAUUGUACGGAAAGAAUGGCACUAUUUGAAACUCCUUAGCAUUUAUUUUGUUGUCAUUUUUCUUGUUUUUGUUUGGUGAAAAGCUUCAAAAACUUUCAAUGUUUCAUCACCAAUAGUUGCCUAAGUGGGGCCUCAAGCAAUGUCUUGAUUUGCCAUAUUUGUGAUCAAAUACUGAUAUUUCAUUCAAAUGUAUUUUAACUACUUUGAGUACUUUAUAUUUUACAAAGAGGUGUUUAUAACUUUUUGCCAUUGAUUUUAAUAAAUAUUAAGAAGCUUC